AUGAGUUCGCCUUGGCCUUUCGUAGCUUGGGGCAUAGAUGUCAUUGGUCCAAUAGAGCCAGCCGCCUCUAAUGGACACAGAUUCAUUUUGGUUGCCAUUGACUACUUCACCAAGUGGGUGAAAUCUGCUUCGUAUAAGUCGGUGACAAAGAAAGUUAUAGCUGACUUUGUUCGCAACAAUUUGAUAUGUAGAACAUCAAUUGGAGCAACACCAUACUUGUUAGUAUAUGGAACAGAAGCGGUUAUACCUGCCGAAGUUGAAAUACCUUCAUUGAGAAUCAUCCAGGAAGUUGAAUUGAGUGAUACUGAUUGGGUUCGCAAACGGAUUGAUCAGUUAACAUUGAUUGAUGAGAAGAGAAUGGUUGUUGUUUGUCAUGGUCAACUUUAUCAACAGAGAAUGAUUUGUGCUUUCAACAAAAGGGUACGAGCCAGAAUAUUUGAAAUUGGUCAGUUGGUUCUCAAACGCAUUUUCCCUCAUCAGGAUGAGUAUAAAGAGAAAUUUACACCAAAUUGGCAAGGACCUUACAUUGUUCGUAAAGUGUUAUCUGGAGAUGCCUUGGUCCUGUCGGAGAUGGAUGGCACCGAAUGGCCAAAACUGAUCAACUCAGAUGCUGUCAAGAGAUAUUAUGUGUGA
Solanum tuberosum (potato) is the source of this 633-nucleotide messenger RNA. RefSeq lists its product as uncharacterized. The record is from RefSeq and is a predicted model, not a curated record. Bases 1 to 633 code for a protein of 210 amino acids. NCBI's taxonomy places the organism in Eukaryota, Viridiplantae, Streptophyta, Magnoliopsida, Solanales, Solanaceae. Gene Ontology annotation, molecular function: nucleic acid binding. The transcript is spliced from 2 exons.